GGUGAGGCAGCAGCAGCAGCAGCAGCAGCAGCAGGAACCAGUGUGGGCCGAGCCUCCGGAGGUGCGUGACGGGGCCGCUAUGGCCGGUGAUAACCGCUCAACCUCGGCCCUAUUUAAGAGGGCCGAGCAGAUAAGGCGUUGGCAGGAGAGUGAGACCAAUAAACAGGAUAUAGUCGAUAACCACAGGACUCGGAAAGUUAAUUUUACUGACGGGUGCGUGUUCUUAGCGGCCUGCGCGGCGGGGGACAAACAAGAAGUUAUUCGCCUCCUGGAGAAGGGAGCUGACAUAGAUACCGCAAAUGUCGACGGUCUGACGGCCCUGCAUGCGGCAUGUAUAGAUGACAAUUUAGACAUGGUUGAGUUCCUUGUCGACCAGGGCACAGAUGUCAACAGGGGGGACAUGGAGGGCUGGACACCCCUGCAUGCCACUGCCUCCUGUGGCUUCAACAGUAUAGCAAAGUUCCUAAUAGACCGAGGGGCGGACCUCUCCUUAGUCAACAAUGAUGGUGACCUGGCCAUCGACAUAGCAGACUCAGAUGAGAUGGAGUGCUUAUUACAGCAGGAAAUAGAAAGUAGAGGUAUCGAUUGCGAGUUGUCUAGGAACCGAGAGGAGCGGCGGAUGCUGGAGGAUGCACAGUACUGGCUCACCUCUGGCUACCUGGCGGACCGACCACACCCAAAGACCGGUGCCACAGCCCUCCAUGUGGCCGCCGCUAAGGGCUACAUUAAGGUUAUGAGCCUUUUGUUAGAAGCCGGUGCAGACAUCAAUGCUAAGGACCUGGACGGGUGGACGCCCCUGCAUGCUGCCUCACACUGGGGGCAGAAGGAGGCCGUCGAGGUCCUCUGUGAGAACAUGGCAGAUAUGGAAGUCAGGAAUUUUGUGGGCCAGAGUGCUUUUGAUGUGGCAGACAGCAGUUUAUUAUCAUUAAUGGAGGAGCUGAAGAGGAAACAGGCAUCCCUGAAACUAAUUAACCAAAACAAAAAGGGGCCAAGAAAGCGCAAGACUUCACCGCUGAGCAACAAGAAGGAACGUGAAGAUCCCCGGGAGUCUGAUGGUACGUCAGAGGAGGAUGAGUCCUCUUCGAAAGUGGAUGAUAGUACUAGUGAGGAGACAAGCAGUAGUGACAGUAGUGAUUCCUCGGAUUCAGACUCUGAUAAAGAUGAGGAGGAGGAGGAGAAGGAGGAGGAGGAGAUGGAGAUGGAGAUGGAGAUGGAAGGGGUGUUGGGUUGUUACAGACGUGCGUUGAGUCCCGUGAGGUACUUGGUGGAGAAGAGAAACAAGGUGAACAAGGAGAUCGCCGCCCCACAGAUCAUUCCCAUUAGUGCUCUGUCCAACAAGAGCACCAGCAGAACACAGUCUGAGGCAAGGUCAGAGAAUGCCUUCGAUGAAUCUGAGGUCCAGUCGUGGAGAAGACCGUCUUCCUUCAGGAGAACUAACCAGGAAGAGAAGAACCAAAAAGAAGAGGCAUCCCGCACCUCAUCCACCACCACCACCACCACUACCACAACCACCACCACCACCACCACCACCACAGCGUCCACGCCCACCCCGUCAGCGAGAAUCUCUGGCCGUGAUGCUGAGGAGGAUAGGAAGAGGACAGCGGCGGCGGAGAAGGAGGAGAGCGCUCUGACCGCCACCCGAGAGAAACUCAAGGCUCGGUCAUGUCCGGCUCUCAGUCUGUUGGAGGAGGAGGAGGAAGGAAAGGAAGGAGGAAAUGGGGUGCAGGUUUUUCCUUCCUGGCCUUCAUCCCAUUUGGGGGGUGUUUCUUCUACCACUGCCUCUGCCCUGGUGGCCUCCCAGCGCCUCUCUUCCUCUGACAUCAACCUUCCCUCUCAAUCACCCACACCUGCCCCUGUGGUACCGAUCGUUCAGCCAAAAAUCACCCCAGAUGCCUCCCAGGCUAUCCCCGCACCUAGUCCUGUCCCCACAGCUGUCAUCACAUCUACCACCACAUCAUCCACACCCCCUACCACAUCCACCACAUCAAUCACCCCCUCCAUUACUCAUGCCUCACCAUCUUCCUCCACAUCCACCACUACUUCCACCACCACCACUGCACCACCACCACCACAGGAUGUCAAAGAAUCAUUAGAUAUGGUCACUACUGCCUCCGCCACCAUCACCACUUCCCCGGCAGUGACUGAGAGUGCGUCUUCCCCCAUCAGUACCACAGACUUGGUGUCCUCACCGACUCACAGACCGCUGGGACUUUCACUCUCAAACCCUGUCUCUUCUAGUACCCUUCCUUCUUCAUUACUUCAAUCCUCUUCCUCCUCUUCCUCCUCCUAUACCGUCCCCAUCACCUCUAUCACCACAACCAACACCCCGGCUGGCCUGGCCUCUCUCUCUACUAACCACACUACUAACAGCAAGGACCCUCGACUACUGGCAAGGUCCGCAUCCCUCAGAGAACGCAUUCAGAGGAAUCACAUGGACAGCAUGGGGCCAGCAGCAGCCAGCAGCACUGUCCUUACCACCAACACCUCACCCACCACACGCUCCAAAGGAAGCAACGUGACCACUCUGACCACCAACGGGGGACUGAGCACCCUCCCUCCCCCUCCCAAGACAGCCCCAUCCCUUCCUAACACCACCCCCACCACCACCAAACAGCCCUCUCCAUCCCCUUCACCUCCUUUGCCCACCACUACUGCCUCAGCCACCAUCACCACACCCCCCACACCUCCUCCCCCACCCCAGACCCCUCCCUCUGCUCAGCCCCCUGCACCAUCGUCCAAAAUGAGUCCUGGGGGUGUCAUAAAGAAUUUCUUCAACCUCUUGCAUUCGUCUAGGUCGUUCAUGCCUCCGAGCCGUGACGAGGAGAGCGAGACGCAGAGGAAAGCCCACGCCAAGAUGGUGCGCUCCACCCGCCGCUCCACCCAGGGAGUCACGCUGGAGGACAUCAAGACUGCUGAGCAGCUCAUGAAGAACAAACAACAGCAGCAGCAGCAAACCACUUCAUCUAGUCCAGACUCCAAGGAGCUGUCAUCCUCCACCACCACCGCCACCACCACUGUCACCUCCACCACCGCCACCAAUGCCGCCUCACCCACCUCACCCACCAAGCCAAAGCCUGACUCACCGACCAAAGCGGAUGAAGACGAGCGGCGUCCCUCGUGGCGGCUGAAGCUGGAUGAGACAGAUAAAAACAGGUUUUCCCUGGAGAAUGUCCGAAAAGACAAGUCAGAGGCAGAGAAUGACGCAGACACUCCCACAUUCACAGUACAGCUGCGGAAAAAGAAUACUGAGGAGAAAGAUGAGGAGAAGGAUAGUGAGCGCAACUCCCAGACCCGCGAGGGCACCCAGGCGGCCAUCCAGCGGCGGAAAAAGCCCAAGAGACGCUCCACAGGGAAGGUUCAGGUCAACAUGGACGAGAUAGACCCUGAGAAGAGGGCCCAGCGCUCUGCAGAACAGCAGCAGCGGCAGGGGGAUGAAGGCAGCGAGGAGGAGGAGGAAGAGGUUGAAACGGUAAGUGUCGCGGAGGAUGGAGUGACCUUGGCCCGGUGUGUCCUGGACGAGGAGUCCGUCAGUGAGAAAGGAGAUGCGGCUCGUGGCUCCACCACUUCUCUCGGCUCAGCACUCAGCAGCCGGGCCACUUCCAGGUCUUCCUCGGUGGGUCCAGAGAAUGGGGACAUCGACUACAAGAAGUUAUAUGAGGAACAGUUGACCGAGACACACAGAGUCAACGAGAGACUGAGAAGCAUAGAGAAUGAGCUUCGGCAAUCCAGGGAAAGCAUUGAUCUCAGCACAAAGAAGCUCAACACCCGCCUGGCGAUAGCAGAGUCCGAGAAGAGGGAGAAGAAGGCCCUGGAACGCAAGCUGUCCGAGAUGGAGGAGGAACUCAAGCAAUUGCAAAAACUUAAGGCUGAAAAUGAGAAAUUGAAGGCUGAAAACAGAGCCUUGACUCGAGUGGUGUCCAAAUUGACCAAUUCAGCCACGUCAGGCAUGAGUAACUUGGCCACCUUGAGCAAAUAGUUGAUGAAGCAGGAGAACCAGCGACUGAAGGAUGAGAAUGGGGCCCUUAUUCGUGUCAUCAGUAAGCUCUCCAAAUAGAAGCACCUCCAGCCUCUGAUGUGCUGUGUCCAUUGUCAGCAGUCCCACCCUGGCUUGGACUGUCUGUUACCCAGUCAAAAUGUAACCCAGGGAAUUACCUGGGAUGGUCCACAAGCAGGGCUAGAGUCUUGCAGGCCAAGUAGGGGAUGUAUAAACUGUUUGGACUUUGUGUUAGCUGUUACAUGCAGCUUGCUCACUUCCCUGAGCAUGCUAAGGUCUUGUUACAGUGCCCAGUCUUUGCCACACAGCAGUGACCAAGGCGGCUUGAAAGUGGUGGUGUUGGUGUGCUUGCAACUAGAAUCAAGUAACCACAUUGUCUCUUCCCAGUAGCACUGCUUAUCAAGUACUUAAGCAAGACAGCAAGGCACCUGAUAUGUUGCUUGACCCUCCCUUGAAAUUAGUCAUUGGAUGAAUCACUGUUCAGUCAAGAGUUAUGAACCACACCAGCUGCUGGCACUGCUGGUGGAGAGGCCUGGCUAGGGCGGGGUGCUCCUCUCCCGGGCCCCAGGGAUGCUGGCUCACACCAGAUAGAGGCACGUAGGUAGUCUUCCUCAAAGCCAGUUUGGUUGAUUCCAGUUGAGACACUGAGAAGGUCACCCAAAGUGUGUUUCCUACGCAUGAGUCUCAGAUGUGUGUGAAGGCCCAGACUCAGUGUCGCGUCACAGCAGCGCUGCGUGUCGGAGUGCCGCACUGCUCGGUGUGCGUGUGUGUUUGUGUGAGGGACUGUCCCUGACGCACCCGGCCGGUGGCCCCGUCUUAAACCUCAACCACAAAAUGGUAAAAUUAGUGAAUUGUAUUUGUGUGUUUUGCCCCAGUUGUCUAAGCUUUGCAUUAUCCAUGUAUUUUCAUAUCUAUUUGCCUUUGUGCAGGUAUCACUGUCUUCAGAAGGAAACCAUGUAGUUGCUGCUGAUUGGCUUAGUGUAAAAGUUGUGUGUCCAAGCCUGAAGUGUCUGUGGCUGAGGCCAGUUGUGCUUCUGUCCUGUGUCUGUCAUUCAGUAUUUAAACUGUGCAGUGCCACACUGGUGGUGUGGAGGAAUAGCCAUACUUAGUACACCAAAGGGAGAAGUGGAGCCACUUGUAGAGGUUAUGUACAAGUGUACAUAACAUUGGGACUCAUUGUUGUCAGUAGGUGUAGGUGUUGUUGGUCUGUGUCAGUGUUGUGUUAGCCUGCUCACAACCCAUCACUGGGGUGGUCAUAUAAGUUUUCAGCACUGGAAUAUUGGUUAUUUUUGGGUACUUAAAAAGGGUUUUUGUGAUGAUUUUAGUAUUGUGUUGUGGUGGAAAAAAAGUAAUUUUCUGAGCUAAGUACCAUAAUGGGGAUAUUAGAUUCAGUCAGUAAUAAAACAUAGCAUUUCAACACCAAGUAGUCAGUGGAAAAUACAAUGUUAAUGUGAGGUGGUUCUCAAAACUCAUGUAUAGUGUUUGUAAAACCAGUGUUUGGCUCAUAAUCUGAAAAGUAAGAAAACUUCAAACUCACCAUUACUGCAGUGAAAGCCAAAAACAAAUCACUCUCCCUUAGAUCUAAGUGUGACAUUCAGAGUUUAGUUAAUUUUCAGUGUUUUGUUCAUAUAUUAUUAAGUGACUUUACUGUGAACAUGAGUUACAUGCAUUUAGCCAUAUAGAACAAAUAGUACCAUGAGGUGGAAGUAAGUGGUUUCAUAAUUGUCAAAUCCUAUUAAUCUUAAGCUUUAAAAGGUGAGAAGAGUAAGUGUAGUACCUCAUACAUCAUCAGUGGAGAGGAACCCAAACCUUGGUGCUGAGGUCUUGAUCUUGGUGUUUAGCUCCUGCCGGGGGAUGACAAGGCCUGCUCAGGUGUCAGGUGGUGUUGACUCCACCACAGCACCGGAGCAAUCUGUAGUGCCUUAGCUGGUUUACCCCCACUGCUCCCCUUGUGUGUGCGGUGGGCGGUGGUGUGUGGGAAACCCUCGCUUUGGUGACAAGGAUUCAACUGUAUUCUGUCUUCUUGGGCUGGAUUUGUUUGUUCCAGUCUGUUUUCUUGGGAUGGACUUGCUUCUUUAUCUAUCUUCUUGGGAUGAAAACUUAUUUUCAGUCUUUUUUCCUUGGGUGGGUCAGUAUUUUUUAUUUGGUGGGGUUGUGUAACUAUCAAAAUAAGAAUCAGGUUCGUGUGUUGAUGAUGAGGUGUUCACUGAUGUACUGUAUGGCUGUAUCUGUAUAUCAUGUACCUAAAUUGUAUUGUUCGGUAGUGUUCUUUCUAAAUUCUUAACACCAGAUUUUCCUGGAGAAUUCUUUAGGUAUAAUAUCUUGAGAUUCUUGUAUCACAAAUUAGUGUAAUGUAAAUUGAAGGACUUACUGAUGCAGAAUAAGAAGGCUUUCAACAUAACAAAAUCUUACUUCAAUAUCACAUUUGAAGUCCUGCAUACAUAAUUAUUUUUUGAAUAUGACAAAGAUUGGAGGUGUGAAUAAGGUUUAAGCAAGCAUAUCAUUAUCCCUUGAGAGAAUGGAGUAAGUUACAUGAUCAGAUCUUGGUUCAUGGACACCACAUUGCCCUGUCAAGUGGUCCAUGCAAGUGGGAGGCUGCUGUCACGUUAUUUAUUGUGGGACAUCUUCUAUGUCUUGAGUGACUGGCCACCCACAGAAGAGCCAAGCUAAGUGGAGGAGUUUGUGUGAUGCUUACCAGUUGACUGUGACUGCCCAUUGAGAUUCUGUGCCUUUGUUAUCAUGAAUGGAGGAUGAGCUGGUGUAACUCUGUAAAGACCUGCCUUUGUAUGCGCUGUUGUAUUCUAGACAGUGUAAAAUAUGUAGCUUGCUGUAUAAAAUUGCCUCUUUUUUUUCUUUUUUUUUUUUUUCUUUUUCUUUCUCUCUUCUGUGUAAAGGAAAAUCUGUAAACUGAUAUGAAGGUUGGCUAAAAUGAAGUAUUCAACUUUCAUCCAAGUUUCAUCCCCUUAAGGCCACGCCACGUCCCGUGAGCUUUGCUGGAAGCUCUCAGGCCAUGUGGCAGGAUGCCGAGGGAGGUUUUGUAGUGGAGCCUAGUCAAACAGAUUACCUUUGUCAGCUUAAUGUGUAUUACAUUAAAAAAACAGAAAAACGUAAAAAAAAAAAUGCUUUGGUUCCAUAAAACAUACAUAAUUUCCUUUUGUUUAAAUAUAUGGUAAAGAUUAUUGUCAUUAUUUUUCCUUAGUUAGGACGUCUCUUUGUGACAGUGCAGAAAUUAUAUCAAGUGCCUUUUUCUUGUUAAUUGCUGUCGAUAGAGGAGCAGUGAGCCACACUGGACGUCACUGUUGCUGAAUUACUGUGAGCCAUUUGUAAGAUGAUCAAGCAUUGGUCUUGCCACGUUGUAAUUACCCGCAAUAGAUGGUAGUCACUUUUUUUCUGAAAUCUUACAUAAUUAUAGCAAAUAUUUAAGAAAUAAAGAUAUUUUAUAGUUA
Molecule: messenger RNA, 7440 nt
Organism: Scylla paramamosain (green mud crab)
Lineage: Eukaryota; Metazoa; Arthropoda; Malacostraca; Decapoda; Portunidae
Gene: Mbs
Product: protein phosphatase 1 regulatory subunit 12B-like
Exons: 24
Coding region: 80-3976 (1298 amino acids)
Cellular component (GO): cytoplasm
Molecular function (GO): enzyme inhibitor activity; protein kinase binding; phosphatase regulator activity
Source: RefSeq, a predicted model, not a curated record